GCUAUCGGAGCAUUGCUCAUACACAGAUCGACCUCAGCACCGAUCACAUCGCAGUCAAAUAUCACCGUCUUACACUGUAAAGAUGUUUGACGUGAUUCAGUCUUUAAUGCAUAACUUAACAGCCAGCCGAAGCUGUGCAAUAAAUGAUAAAAUCUUUUCAUCAUCCCAGGAUCUAAAAAUCCAGGACUUUAAAGUCCUUACCUUGCUGGGUAAGGGCUCUUUUGCGUGUGUGUACAGAGCCAAAUCUGUGAAUACAGGACUGGAAGUGGCAAUCAAAAUGAUUGACAAGAAGGCCAUGCACAAAGCUGGCAUGGUGCAACGUGUUAUUAACGAGGUAGAGAUCCAGUGUCGGUUGAAACACCCGUCAAUACUAGAGCUGUACAAUUACUUUGAGGAUAGUAAUUAUGUGUACCUGGUCCUGGAGAUGUGCCAUAAUGGGGAGAUGAGCCGUUAUCUGAAAGACAGAAAGAAGCCAUUUGCAGAGGAAGAAGCAAGACACUUCAUGCAUCAGAUUGUAAAGGGCAUGCUUUAUCUGCAUACCCAUGGUAUUAUGCACAGAGACCUGACCCUGUCAAACCUGCUACUCACCAGCAACAUGAACAUUAAGAUAGCAGACUUUGGCUUAGCCACUCAACUCAAGCUGCCCACCGAGAAACACUUCACUAUGUGUGGCACGCCUAACUACAUCUCUCCUGAAGUGGCUACACGGAGCGCCCAUGGCCUGGAGUCAGAUGUUUGGUCACUUGGCUGCAUGUUUUACGCUUUCCUCACUGGCAGGCCUCCUUUUGACACAGACACUGUCAAACACACCCUCAGUAAAGUGGUUCUGGGGGAGUACCAGAUGCCUACUCGUGUAUCAGCUGAGGCUCAAGAUCUGAUCCAGCAGCUGUUGCAAAGGAAUCCUGCUCUGAGGCCGAGCCUGUCAGCAGUGCUGGACCACCCUUUUAUGACUAAGAAUGGAUCCAGUGCAAGCAAAGACUCUGGGUCUAGUGAUGGAGGGUCCAUGGACAGUGGCAUUGCAACAAUAUCUACAGCAUCCAACGCUGCCAGUAACAGUGGCAACAGUCGACUCCAGAGAAAAACUAUGCAGGUGAUUGGACAGACCUUGCCCAACCGCAUGAUGCCUUUGCCAAGCCAAUCGCAGCAAUCUACAAGCUCAAGUUUUAAGGGGGAGCAGGACUGGCAACCACAUUCAAUGGGUAAUGUUAGGGUUCCUGUGAAUCCUGUCAGUGGAAGACCAUAUUCACGCUACCUGAGACGGGCUCACUCCUCAGAUCGUUCUGGUUCUGGCUUUAGCCACUGUAAACAGGAUGUGGAGCUAGAGCGAUGCCACUCGGAGGAGGUGCUUCCUGGGUCUGACCGCAUCUUCCCAUCAACUUCCAGUUACCAGGACAUUCCCCAUGGCUACACUGAACAUGGACGACUUCCUUCACCUCCUGUCAAACAGCCUGCAAACUCUGGGUCCUCCUUCUCUGCCUCAUCACAUCCUGUCAGAUUACAGACAGCAGAAAAUGGGCCCUGGUUCAGCUCUGAUGGCUCGUUUAAGAGACCAGCAGACGUCAGCACCUGCAGCAGCAGCAGCAGUUUUCAUUCUGGGCGGGAUACAACGGGGGCACUGCCUACCUGUAGUGGCAGACCAAUGGCAAGAGGAACGAAUGGCAUUCCCCAUCAGUUGUACCAACAACCUGCCUCACAGAACAACACAGGACCCUGUAAGGAGGACGGGUUUGGCAUGAGCCACUUCUCAGCACCGCAGGGGUGUUUUGAAAUGCAGACGGCUCCCCUGUCCAAGAGUAAAUCUACUGAAGAGAAGAAAAAGCCAUUUCUUCCUCUGUGUGCUGCCAGACUGAAGCCCAUCCGACAGAAAACCAAAAAUGCUGUGGUCAGCAUACUGGACACAGGAGAGGUGUGUAUGGAGCUUCUGAAAGGCCAGGGAGCUCAGGAAAGGGUCAAAGAAGUCCUGAGGAUAUCCUGUGAUGGCUCCAUGGUGACUGUGUACCAACCCAAUGACGGUAAAGGUUUCCCAGUUCUAGACCAUCCACCUUCUCCCCCUGAAGAUAUUUUUAUAUGCAGUUAUGAGGAUUUGCCAGAAAAGUUCUGGAAGAAGUAUCAGUAUGCCACCAAGUUUGUUCAGCUGGUGAAAUCAAAGACUCCCAAAGUAACUCUAUACACCAAAUAUGCCAAGUGCAUGUUAAUGGAAAACUCUCCUAAUGCAGACCUAGAAGUGUGCUUCCAUGAUGGUGCAAAAACUCAUAAGACAAGCGAUCAGAUGCGAGUGGUCGAGAACAGUGGCAAGUCGUAUACAGUGAAGGGUGAUGUAGGUCUGAGUGCCGUUAGCCCUGAGUGCAGACUCUACAUGGAGCUCACAGAAGAGGGACACAGGAUGUGUCUGUCUCUGGAGGCUGCCAUCAGUGCUGAGGAGCAGCGCAGUGCUAAAGCCACUCCAUUCUUCCCCAUCACUAUUGGCAGGAAACCAACUAACCCCGCCUCCCCGUUCUCUGUGGCCCAGCCUGCCUCUGACCGGGGUCCUGCAGCCCCUGUUGAGGUUGAGCAGGUGUGUUUGAGCCCGCCUCAGCCACCCCACAUCACUCCAUCUAUGAUUUCCUACAGUGGCUCUGAUUUUACGACAGCCAGUCUGGCUAAAGGCAGCUCACCACAAUCACCUAAAGAUGGACGUACAGGAAAAGUACUCAAGUCCAUCUUUGUACCCAACAUUGGCUGGGCCUCACAGUUAACAAGUGGAGAGGUGUGGGUCCAGUUCAAUGAUGGGUCCCAACUGGUGGUCCAGGCAGGGGUCUCCUGCAUUACAUUCACCUCCCCUGAAGGACACACUACCAGGUAUAAGGAGAAUGAGAAGUUACCAGAGAUUGUCAAAGAGAAGCUCCAUUGUCUGUCCUCCAUUCUGAGUCUUUUGGCGAGUCCUGCUGCACGACGCUGAGCAGCAACAGUUGAACAGAGAACGUAGAGCAAGCUGUGAUCACUGAACGUGGUUAAAAGCAGUCAAAGGCACUUCUUUUUUAGCUUUGUGAAAUGCAUUACAUGUCUGUAAAUACGUUUUAAACAUUUGUACAGGUGGUUCCAAAAUUAUGAAAAUGAUAUAUUUUUUAUGUUGUACAGCUUUUCCUGAACUUGUCUUGUGCAUUUGUACUGUGUCAAAGAAUAUUUUUUACCUUGCAAAAUGUAUCUCAGUGGCUUCAGUAAAAUGUCAGAUGUAUUAACA
Molecule: messenger RNA, 3220 nt
Organism: Trichomycterus rosablanca
Lineage: Eukaryota; Metazoa; Chordata; Actinopteri; Siluriformes; Trichomycteridae
Gene: plk4
Product: polo-like kinase 4 (Drosophila)
Exons: 16
Coding region: 83-2938 (951 amino acids)
Biological process (GO): protein phosphorylation; mitotic spindle organization
Cellular component (GO): cytoplasm; spindle pole; nucleus
Molecular function (GO): ATP binding; protein binding; protein serine/threonine kinase activity
Source: RefSeq, a predicted model, not a curated record